Messenger RNA from Penicillium oxalicum, 2625 nucleotides. RefSeq lists its product as uncharacterized. Lineage: Eukaryota; Fungi; Ascomycota; Eurotiomycetes; Eurotiales; Aspergillaceae. The coding region runs from base 1 to 2625 and encodes 874 amino acids. The record is from RefSeq and is a predicted model, not a curated record. The transcript is spliced from 2 exons.
AUGAGUUCGCAUGUCCCUGACAUGCAUGGGUCCGUCCCUCUUUCUACGAAUGGUCCCAAUCGUCAAGGAUCGGUGAAGAGAGCGAGAGAACAACUCCAGGCCGGGGCUCGUCCAACUCGAGCCUCGCCGCCCGUGCCCGCAGCGAGAGGCCAGCUUCGACCUCCGCCUCCUCCCUCCAAACCCAACGACACGUUGACGGCCAAAGAGUUGGCGCAUCGGACGCAAUGGCCUCUGCCAGACGGAGGCUUACCUAUCUUCUUGGAACCGGAGGACCCCCAAGAACCCCAGCAACCACCACUCCUAAUCCCUCGGGCACCACCACCCUCUCGGCCACCCCGUCCCAGCGAGAUUCCUGCUUCCAUUCCUUCUCCGUCGGUCUAUUCGGUCCUCAGCGGUGGUGAUUCUGAAACGCAAUCUGUGUAUCCGACCUUGCCUGCGCGAGCUUUCUCCGCGCCCCGACCUCUCUUCACCCAGACCCGUGACGAUCCGGAAUCCUCCCGUCCGUCGACCAAGGAUGGAUCGGCCAGCCCGACGAGCACCUUGGACUUGAACCCCCGCAUCUCGAUCGCGACGGAAGAUCUGUUUCAUCGUCAAUCAACCGCCUCCGGCUUAUCAUCACUCCCAGAUGCGCCACCUCCUCGCCCCGACCAUCCGCGCUUCCAUGAGAAGGCUCGUCAACGCGCCGCGGGCCUGGCGCCUCCUCCUCAUAUGCCCAAGUCUGCUGUAUCCACCAUCUCGGAAGAACACUCAAGCUCUCGCCAAACUUUUGUCUCCGUCGCGUCCAGCCGUGCCAUGCCUUCCAGCUGGGGCUCGGGACCCCCCGCGUCUGAGAUCAUGGGGGUGUACCUCGAGGACAUGUCGGAAGGGGAGGACCGCGAUCACGACCACCACGACGACAAUGCCUUACUGGUGCGGAAUGCUAGUCUCGGCAAGCGUGGCAAGCCCACGAUGCGCACGAUCUCAAGGGCAGGCUCAAGCCUAGAAGACCAAGUUCCCGCCCUGCCCUCCGUCUACCACCAAGGAGAUGAUCAUCGCAAGCUGGCCACCGCCGCCGGUGCAUCAGCCACUGAGACGACUGCGCGCCGCAAUCUUCAGCGCCCCGGUCUGGAUCGUCGAGUCUCCAUCUCGACAGCCUCGGGGGAAUCCUUUGUGGACCCGGAGAAGCCGCGAUUCGCGCAGCAGCCCACCUCCUCGGCGGAAGAUCUGGCCCUGGAGAAGGAGAUUGAAGUCUUACCCAAGGCUGCACCCACGAUGAGUGACAAGCGACCCAAUGGCAAGAAGCCUCCACGUUUGAAUCUGGGCGCGGUCCGCGACGCCGAGGCACGUGGCAGUCUCUCGAGUCUGUCAGACCUGAUUCGACGCGCCACCAAGCUCGCGACCAACCUCGAUCGAGGCCGGACCGCCAGUCGAAGUGACCUGGUGGACAAGGAGGCUGCGAUUUUUAAAAAUGCUCUUGGCGAGCCAGGUCACCGUCGAGGGUCUGGUUCUAUUUCGGAUAUCCUCACGUCCUUCCCGCGUCCAGGAUACCAGACGCCAGAAAGUCACAGCUCAUGGCCCGUGUUCUUUGGUCGGUCUGGUCUGCGCAAUGUCGAACCCCUCCCCUCGGGGGAUGAACCCCCCCGGAACGACAAGCCUGUCCGCAAAUGCUGCGGGAUGCCUCGAAAGUGGUUCAUUGUAUUGUGCAUCAUUCUCUUCCUCGUCGUCAUCCUCGCCGUUCUUCUUCCCAUCUUCCUUGUUGCCGUGCCUCACCAAAAACUCAGCAGCGGCGACAGCAACAGCACCGCGGCCUGCACGAGUGCCAACCCCUGCCAGAACGGCGGCAUGAGCGUAUCCAGCGGGACCCAGUGCUCUUGUGUCUGCUCCAAUGGAUUCACCGGCUCGCAAUGCACUAUUCCCGGAGACUCCAGCUGUGCUACCGCCGAGGUGGUCAACGGUGCCACGCGCAUGAACGCCACCAUGGGCAACGAUCUGUCAAACGUACUCCAAAUGUCAAGCAAAUUCAAUGUCACUCUCGACACGGUUACCAUCAUGGCAUUGUUUAGUAUGAAUAAUGCCUCGUGCGAGACGGAAAACUCGCUGGUCUCGUUCGACGUGCCGACUUCUUCCUCAUCCAGCAGCAGCAGCGAGAAGACCCGCCGUGCCGUCUCUCUGCCGUUAGACCAACCCGAUACGGUAGAUGCAGACUCAUUCCUUCCUUCCUCCCUUCGUGAACCCGUCGCAUCCCCUGCGACCCUAGUCCCGCGGUCAGUAGCCACCUCGAACGGCAUCCUGUUCGAUAACAGCGCCUCCGCCACUCCCGGUAGCGCCACAUCUACGCUCGCUCCCACCGCAUCCGAAGCUUCCGCUACCGCUACGGCCACGAAUAUCGCACCGAAUCCCGAGUCCAGUGCUAGCACCAGUGCCGCUCCCACGACGACCAAAGUUCCCGAGCAGGUGAUUCAAUUCUCCCGAGUGGCUGUUCUGUACAUUCUGGAGAAGACAGGCUCCUUGACCUCGGCGAUCUGGUCCACGGGUCAGAUUGAGACGUAUCUGACCGAGUCGUAUGCCAACGCGACACAUCCCCAGCUGGAGUUGAUGGGGAAGUAUGGCUUGGAUUUUGAGAAGAUGACGAUCACACCUCAGUGA